UGUGUAGUCGUGAACAAGCACACGUGCAUUGUCUUUUGUGUUGAAUGAUGUAAAGGCAGCACUACACUCAAUCGACAUAUAUUUAGCAUGCCGACUAAUGUGUAAGCCUUCCGUAAAUUCCCGAAGAUCAGUUUGGACACUGGCUGGUGCUGCUAGCGCGCGUUCAGCAUUUGUCUGCUUUUGUAAAGCUACUGUUCUGUGACCGUGUUUGUUUAUAUAUCGAUCGCGUUUACACACGUGCAUGUACGUGUGUUAAGUUAACAAUAUUUACACUACCAAUGUAUUAGACGGUUAUCAAGUUCCAGUUCAAAUUCGAAUGUUUACACUACAUAUGAAGAAUAUAUUUUUGAAUUUUCACUUUGGUCAAUAGCAGACGACACCUAUUCAACAUGGCUGACAAAAGACGGGAUGUUAUCGUCAUUGGUGCUGGCUUGAGCGGUCUAGCGGCUGCCAAACUGCUGCAUGAACAGGGACUUGACGUGUUGGUGCUUGAAGCCAGGGACCGUGUUGGCGGAAGGACGUACACCAAACAUAAUGACGUCAUCAAUUACGUGGACGUUGGUGGGGCCUAUGUGGGUCCUACUCAGAACCUGCUGUUACGUAUGGCGGAUGAGUUUGGAGUGAAGACUUACCUUACAAAUGAAGUGGAGGAUCUGGUUAUCUACAGAAAGGGAAGCAGCAGACGAUUUAAAAGCUCUUUCCCGCCUAUGGGAGGUUUUAUUGCGCAUCUGGACCUCCUCCAGGUCUUUCGAGUCAUUGAUGAGAUGGGAAGUGAGAUACCUGAAGCAGCACCAUGGAAUGCUCCACAUGCAGAGGAAUGGGACAAUAUGACGGUCCAAGAAUUUCUCAAUAGAUACGCCUGGACUGAUGCUGUGAAAAGAUUCGCCACGGGAUUUGUGAACCUGAAUGUGACGUCAGAGCCGUACGAAUGUUCGUUGCUAUGGUUUCUGUGGUAUGUCAGACAAUGUGGAGGCACGCAUCGUAUAUUUUCCACAUCCAAUGGCGGACAGGAGAGAAAGUUCGUCGGCGGUUCACAACAAAUUAGCAAACACAUUGCAAAGAAACUUGGAAAUGAUAGAGUGUUACUGUCGAAACCAAUUUGUCUGAUAAAACAAGAGAAAAAUAUGGUGAAGGUCACUGACGUACACGGCAACACAUAUCAGGCUACCUAUGUUAUAAGCGCCGUGCCACUACCACUACAAAGUAAGAUAACCUUUGACCCUCCCCUGCCGUCCCUUCGUAACCAAAUGAUACAGCGAGUUCCUAUGGGCUCUGUGAUUAAAACCUUCACCUACUAUACUAAACCAUUCUGGCGGGAUCGAGGUUAUUGUGGUUCAGCGAUGAUCGAUGACGAGGAAUCUAUAAUUAAUUAUACACUGGAUGACGUCAAACCGGAAGGCGGGAAGCCCGCUCUUAUGUCGUUCGUUCUUGCUGAUAAAGCCAGAAAGCUCUGUAAUUUGACAGCAGAAGAGAGGAAACUCAGGAUAUGUCAAAUGUACUCCAAAGUGUUCCAGACAGACGAGGCACUGCAUCCCAUUCACUACGAGGAAUAUAACUGGCUGGCUGAACAAUGGUCCGGAGGAUGUUACACAGUCAUGAUGCCUCCAGGUUUCCUCACCAAAUUUGGACAGGAGAUGCGACGACCGUUUGAUAAAAUCCAUUUUGCCGGGACAGAAACUGCCACAGCUUGGUCAGGGUAUAUGGACGGUGCCAUACAGGCUGGGGAACGAUCUGCAAGAGAGAUCCUGAAUCGUCUCGGAAAAAUUCGUGAAGACCAGAUCUGGGUUACCGAACCGGAACACAAGGUGAUACAGCCUAGGCCAUUUCAGACUACAUUCUGGGAGCGACAUUCUCCUAGUGUUGGUGGUUUCCUGACGUUCUUGGGUCUGAUGUCCGCCAUGUCGUCAGUGGGAGUCGGGAUGUACAUAUACACUAAGCAUAUGCGAUAAUAAUGAUACUAUCAACUCCAUUGCAUAUCCUGACUAUUCAUAUCAACGUAAUGUAAACAGACUGUCAAUAAACAUCAAAUAUCACGAUAGUUUUUAUACAGAACGGUAUUCAGAUAUUCUAUUAUAUAUACUAUUACUAUUUUUAUGAGAUAAUUGUUAAUAGUAUUAUCUUGAUGUUGUUUUCUUGUUGUCCUGAAUAUUCAAUAUUUACACUAAAUCGCCGCUGUGGUGACGCCGAUGCAUACUAUUAAUUAUCCAGUCGUUGCCGGUGCCCUGUUAAAUAGGUUCUAUGAUACCCAUGUAUAUACCAAGAUCAAUGUUAGUCUAAAAGAUAAAUUUGUAACGUGACGUCAUCUGGAUCCUUCCUUGAAUAUUAUCGUGGAACAACAGAAGUUAUCACCCAAAGCUAAACUUCUAACGGAAGUUACAAUCCCGCAGCUAGAAUGUUAAAGGAAGUUGUAAUCCCGCAGCUAAACUUCUAACAGAAGUUAUAAUCCUGCAGCUAGAAUUUUAACGGAAGUUAUAAUGCCACAGCUAAAAUGUAAACGUCAGUAAUGAAUUCUGUCUAAUGAUGUUUAAGUGUACUGGUGUAUUGAGUUAUCGUGUAUUGUUAUCAUAAACAUGGCUUGGUUAGUAUAAUUUCGUCACAUGGGCAAAUCAUAUUGAAAUCACGCCAAAUGAAUAAUGUAUGGGUGACAUUACAUUGGCUUACGUGUCGCUAUUGGCUAAUAGAGAGUAAAUAUUGCUUAGAGUGAAAACGCAUUUAACCGAUCUCCAGGUAUCUGCCUGUGCCAACUCAUCUGACUUCGUCAGGGCAAACAGAUUUCUGGAAUAUCCUGAAAAAUAUUUUUCUGUGAUAACCUUUGAAAUAACCUUCAUCCUUAAUUUGGAUGAUGAUUUCAACAAAUUUGAGUUGGCUAUGUUGGAAUGUGCUUAGAAAGAGAUGCCUUUGUGGAAUAAUGUGUAGUCACCUAGCAGGGUGAAUUUGACAACCAUAAUGUGCAUAUAUUCAAGUUUGAAUGCAGAUAUCUCAUCACUCAAUGUCGAAUUCCUCGUCGAUUAUAUUUUCUGGUAUAUAACCACCUUGAAGUCUGUUCUGAAUAACGACACGUCUUUAGAGGUUGACUGAGAUUAAACAUUGUGAGUACGAGAUGUAGAUGUGGUUAAUUACAGGUUGUGAUUUAUAUCUACAUCGAUAUCAACACCAUACAAAUCCCCAUGAAAGUAUAUGUCUGUAGUUAUAUAUACAUAAUUAUUGUAAUGUUUAGUAAUGUUACGAAAAAUCAUAAUAAAUAAAUAGUCAAUAGA
Molecule: messenger RNA, 3257 nt
Organism: Ylistrum balloti
Lineage: Eukaryota; Metazoa; Mollusca; Bivalvia; Pectinida; Pectinidae
Product: amine oxidase [flavin-containing]-like
Exons: 15
Coding region: 390-1949 (519 amino acids)
Molecular function (GO): oxidoreductase activity
Source: RefSeq, a predicted model, not a curated record